AACUCCGACGCGACAGCGACGCGGCAGAGAAAACUCGUUGAUGCCUUUCGUUUGACUAAUUUUAUAUAACUUUCGGAGUGACAACACGGCCGACACAUAAACAAAAAAUAUAUCCUAGCUUGUGAAUAUUUAGGCACACACUUCACACACCUGCAACGCGGCCUGCAGUUCCAAAUUCUUCGUGUUUUCGAUCAAGGUGUUCCAGGCGGUAAACAAACAACAGCAACAACAGCUGGCACCACAAAAACAACAACAACACGGCGAACAACCUGUGCGCUUCUGAUUAACAUUUCUGGUCAGAUAUAUUCAAUUAGCAAAGCGGUAGCAUCAUGUCGAUCAGGAGAGCUAUGUCCACAACGGCCUCAAAGGAGUGGCGGGAUUACUUUAUGAGUACCCACUUCUGGGGCCCGGUGGCCAACUGGGGUAUUCCGGUGGCUGCUCUCGCCGACACACAAAAGAGUCCCAAAUUCAUCUCCGGCAAAAUGACAUUGGCUCUGACCCUGUACUCGUGCAUCUUUAUGCGAUUUGCCUACAAGGUCCAGCCCAGGAAUUGGCUGCUCUUCGCCUGCCACGCUACCAAUGCCACCGCCCAAUCGAUCCAGGGUCUUCGCUUCCUUCACUACAAUUACGGGUCUAAGGAGCAGCAGGCGUAAAUGUAAUCCUUGCCCCGAAAUCCACUUCCCCGAGACGCGACGCGCGAAGCCACUUCAAAUGUUUACCCAACAGCAGCAGCUAUCGCAAUUUACUGCCACCACACGCAACGAAGAUCUAGCAAAUUGCACUGCCGCAAUCCCAUUCAAAUCAAAUCCAAGUGGUGGAGUAAUUGCCGUGAAUCACACCCGCACAAUCGGCUGAAUCUCGAAUCGCGAAGUUGUCGUGCCCCAGUAGCCGUUUUCGCUGGGGUCAAAUUCCAAUUCCAAUUGAGUCUAUACCCAACUUGUUACUUUGCCCAUUUAGUUAAUUCCGUUAGGCAGUUGAUCAAAAUUUUAAGUCGGUGCAAUGCUUAGAUUACGAUUAUAUGAAUAUGGUUUAAAAUCCAAUAAAAGAUAUCAAAAUCUAAUUUUGUCUAGUGUCUGUCAAUACAAAAUGGUUGUAAUAAAAUUGUAACAUUUAAUCAUUAAAAUGAAGAACGUUAUAGAACCCAUUCAAAUAUAC
Molecule: messenger RNA, 1155 nt
Organism: Drosophila melanogaster (fruit fly)
Lineage: Eukaryota; Metazoa; Arthropoda; Insecta; Diptera; Drosophilidae
Gene: Mpc1
Product: mitochondrial pyruvate carrier
Exons: 4
Coding region: 330-653 (107 amino acids)
Biological process (GO): pyruvate import into mitochondria
Cellular component (GO): mitochondrial inner membrane
Source: RefSeq, marked reviewed